Messenger RNA from Haliotis rufescens (red abalone), 1865 nucleotides. RefSeq lists its product as uncharacterized. Lineage: Eukaryota; Metazoa; Mollusca; Gastropoda; Lepetellida; Haliotidae. The coding region runs from base 724 to 1494 and encodes 256 amino acids. The record is from RefSeq and is a predicted model, not a curated record. The transcript has 3 exons.
GUGUUUCACGCCAUAACAGAACUGUUGUCCGUCAAGAAAACCGCAAGAAACUGGAAGCAGCUAACACACUUAUUGCUCUUCACCAUAUUGCUGCACUUGAUAACUGAGGACAUCAGUGUUGAUCAAGAAGUGGAUGAGAACAAUAACAUCAAAUCUCAGACUUGGCUAACUGGUACUGAGAUUGUUUCCAUGGAGGAAGAAUUGGAGCGAUUAACUGUUAAGAAUGUUGAUCUGCGACAACAGUUGUCGCAGUACAAAUUGAUAGAAUGUGGACUUAGGAACAAUAACGAACUUGCUAAUUUCUUGACAGGGUUACCAACUUAUUAUAUCUUGGAGACGGUUUACAACUAUAUAUCCAGUAACCAGUGUUUGCGUUUACGGCGUCCCAUAUACAAAAAUAGGCACUGAAAAAAAGAAAACAAACCUGUACACGUCCCUUUACGCGUUUUUCAUUUUGAAAAACGUUAAUUUACGCAUCACUUAUUGUUGUUUUGUUUCGAGUUUCUCUGGCUCCCAAAACCAAUGUGAUAUUGAGUAUCCAAUAUUCGCUGGGUUCCGGUGCCAGCCAAUUCGGUGCACCCACGGAAAACUGAAGUAUCUGAUGACGUUUCUCUUCCAUAUCGUGUCCGUAACGGCAUCGCUGAUUGGUUACCAAAACAGAACUAGAAACGUAAGCCAAUCGCAGACCUUGUUAACAGUUUGUUGUCAAGGACUAAGGUCAAAAUGGCAUCGCCGAAACCUUGUCAAAAGAAAAGAAAGUUUCGAGAAAGUUGGCUUGAAGAGCCAAUGUUUAAAUGGCUAAUCUAUGAAGAUUCCAAGAUGUUUUGUGGAGUUUUUCGUCCGGUAAAGCGUAAAAAUGCUUUUGUAUCUGGAUGCAACAAUUUCCAACGAUCGAGUUUGAUACGGCACGAGGAAAAAAGCUGUCACAAGGGCGCGGUGACAACAACACGUUCGGCAACACUGCUUGUUAAGUGUAUCCAAAAACAAAUGAAGUUGCACAAGAUGGACUCGUACCUCAAAUUUAUCGUUAAAUUGUUUUUGGCGUUGUCCAAGUUUAGCAAACUGAUAAACCUGCAGCAAUUGAACGGGGCCGAUCUCAAAGGUGUAUAUAAACAUCAUGAACAGUUUGAAGAGAUGCUUCUUUCGCUAUCUCAGACGGUUGAUAAGACAGUACACCAACAUAUCAGUGAGGCCACAUUCAUCAGUGUCACAACAGAUGAAAGUGUUGAUGUGGCAGUAUUCAAGAAACAGAUGAUUCUUAUCACAGUUAUUGUGGAGGGGUGUGUGAAAAUCUACUUCGGCAAAAAUGUUGAUGUUAUUGAUGGAAAGGCUGACACCAUAGCCAGUGCCAUUCUCAACUACCUCCAGGAGAAAAGAAUCCCCCCCUCAAAGGUUGCAGGUUUGGGGAGUGAUGGUGCUGCAGUGAUGACCGGUCGUAUCAAUGGUGUUGGUACAACAAACUGCGGGAGCUUCAACAGGUCCUCAUUGAUGUGACUGUUGCCCUGAAGGAGCCUCACAGUGUGAGAUGGCUGUCCCUUCAUGAGGCUAUUCUUGCUCUCAGUAAAUGCUGGCCUGCCUUGGUGGCUUGUCUUGGUGCUGAUGCUGCUGCAGACAAUCCAGGGGCCAGGAGAAUAUCAUCAAAGGUGGAGACCUACUCCUUCGUGGCGUAUACCUGCAUUUUGGAUGGUGUACUCCCCCUCUUCACAAAGCUGUCAAAGACUUUCCAGCACCAUUCUCUUGAUUUUGACAAGGUACUUGACUCUAUAUGUUAUAAAUUCAAAAGACCUAUGUAUUCACAGUACAACUGACUUAAUAUUUAGAUGAUGUAGUUGAAUUCAUCCUGACAUAUGUAAAGUAAAUGUCAA